GCAGCGCUUCCCGUGUACCAGGCAUCACUUCCGGUAGAUGAGGUCAACGUUUCCCCUGAUCCGCCAUUUCAGUCCCGGAGUUUCUUGUUGCAAAUUAGUUUGAAACAUUUCUGUGAUUUUAACGUUGAACCAGAAUUUAAUUUGUGUUUGUGCUUCAACUUCAACUCGGUCCACUCCGACGCUUCGAUGCUAUUUAGCGGAAGUUGCUAACGCGUUAGCAUCGUUUCCCCGGCGGCUGCGUUAGUCAAACCCAAAGUUUGUGUAUGAGUCGCGGAUAGACAGAGGCCUCAAGCCUCGGACGGGAUUUCGCAGCCAUGGCCGGGAAUUUUGACGCCGAAGACCGAGGUAGCUGGUACUGGGGGAGGCUGAGCCGUCAGGAUGCGGUGUCUCUCCUCCAGGGCCAGAGACACGGGGUGUUCCUGGUCCGGGACUCGAUCACCAGCCCCGGGGACUACGUGCUGUCCGUGUCGGAGAACUCCAAAGUGUCCCAUUAUAUCAUCAACAGCGUCUGUAACAACCGACAGUCCGGCUCAGGUUUGGCUCCUCCUCGGUUUCGGAUUGGGGAUCAGGAGUUUGAGGCGCUGCAUGCCCUGCUGGAGUUUUAUAAGAUCCACUAUCUGGACACCACUACACUUAUAGAGCCCAUCAGCAAGGCCAAGAACAUGGGUUACGUCACAUCUGUUGAUGUCCCGCAGCAGCCGGAGGACGCUGAGUUUGUCCGGGCACUGUUUGACUUCCCGGGCAAUGAUGAUGAGGACCUCCCGUUUCACAAGGGUGACAUUCUGCGUGUGCUGCAGAAGCCCGAGGAGCAAUGGUGGAAUGCUGCGAACCAAGAGGGCCGAGCCGGAAUGAUCCCCGUGCCCUACGUGGAGAAGUACCGGCCUGCCUCGCCCACCAAUGCCGGUCUAGGUCCCCCUUCUGUGGGGGCAGGACAGGGGGGGCAAAUUCCAGGGGUAGCAGCUAGCACAGACGGAACAGGGGCCACGCCGCCAAACCCAUUGGGGGACCCAGGCCAGUAUGCUCAGCCUGUCGUCAACACUCAGCUUCCAAACCUACAGAAUGGGCCAGUGUAUGCUCGAGCCGUUCAGAAGAGGGUGCCCAAUGCCUACGACAAGACAGCGCUCGCUCUUGAGGUGGGAGACAUGGUGAAAGUGACCAAGAUCAACAUGAACGGCCAGUGGGAGGGCGAGUGCAAGGGCAAGCGAGGGCACUUCCCCUUCACCCACGUGCGACUGUUGGAACAACACCAUCCCGAUGACGAGAGCUGAGAAACACACGCGCUCCCAUCACCUGCGCACACCCCUUCUCUUUUGACAUGUUCAGAAAGAUUUAUACAAGCACACAGUAUAUGAACUUACAAGUAAUACCAGUCAGGCGCUCCUGACCCUCCCAGCACAAGACGUGUUGGCUGAUGUGGCCUAAUGUCGUUUUGAUGGACGUCUGUCACACUAAGAGUUUACACUAAGGUUAGGCUGAUAUCGGUUUGCCUAUAUUAGCUUCUUUUUUCAAAUCGACGUCACACAUAAGUUUUGUCUUCCUCCUUGACCACAGCCACAUAGAAAGUCUUCAAAACCUGCAAUGAAACAUUUACAGCGAGAUGGUGACAUUUAUCGAUAUUUAUUGGUGUCAGAUUUAAAUUGAAAACACACGUGGGGAUUCUUUGUCUCUGUCCAUCCACUACAUAGAGUGAUGUGUUCAGCCUAGUGUAUUUUCAUUGUGGUCAACAACUUCCAGUAACUUCAAGGCAUUUACUUUUUUACUUUUUGUAUAAUUGUUGUUGAGUAGGCGUAGAAGUAAAACAUUGUUUUAAGCUUCAUUCACACCAAACCUGGUUGGUUUAACGAUGACGUUCAGUUUGGUUGUUUGGCCGAUACAGCACAAGGCUCCUCCUUUUUGUCUUGUUUCUAUGUAUUGGGCAUUAUUUAUUACACACAAGAUCCUGUUGCAGUCUCAAACUAAAAUGGCACUCAGUAGAGAACGCACCUCCUAAAGGGGGCAGAUGCCAAUACCAGUAUUGAGAUUUAAAAAUUGUCAAUACCAAUAUAUCGGACGACAAACAUAUAUAUUUUUUAAAAAUUGGCAGUCAUUAUCAAAUUCUUAUGACGAACAAAAUGUAAUUAGGGCUAGAAAGAAAAUACAACCAAAUACGUACUAAUUGUUCUUAAAAUAUAAACAUAAAUGCACAUCUUGUCUGCAUUGUUUAAUCGAUCAAAAUACGUCUGUGCAGGGUUCAUAUCGGCUGGUUUGUGUCAACUGAUGUAUCAGUCGGGCUCUAGUUUGAAUAUUGAUUCUGAAAGUUCCAGCAGAAUCAGUAUGGAGGGUUUUUUUUUCUUAUCUUUGUUCAGAGCGUAUGGUCUUGGAAUUUUUUGUGCUACAACCCUGUCAAAUUCCCCAACCAAAAGAAUGCCAGGUGUCGUGUUGACCACUGGUCAACCAAUGAAAUGAAUAUGAUCCCUGCCUCAUUGCGUUCGCGUUCGAAAUCCGUGCCAGGAACAAAAUAUCUGAGUGUAAGCACACAGUUUGAGCACAAGCAGAGCAAAUUUAAGUGCAAACGGGCUAUUUUAGUGCAAGGGCAGGGUUUUGAUGAACAUGCACCCGAAGUGAAAGACCACGCUCUUGAAUAAAGAUAGGGGGGGAAAAAAACCUCCAUAUAUUAGGCACUAGUGACCGAUAUCAGUUGAACCCUAGUUCACACACCCCAGUAUUGAAGUCUGCACUGCACAUACAGUUACACAGCAGAGUCUGCCCCCUCUUCCCUUCCUGCGUAUCCCCAGAUGGUUCAUUUCAUUUAUACACAGAAGGGAAAAAGAACUGAUUGCAAACCGGAGACACAAACACUCAGCUUGUCUCACAGAAUCAUGAAUCAGUGAGUUUCUUUUGGUGCCAGACUUUGAACCUCAGAGCAGAACGAGCAAAGACUUUUCCUGACGUCUUGUGGAGAACAAGGACAACGUUCCCAAUUUACUACAUGCUACCCACACUACAAACAAGUCCUCUUUUUUUUGUACUAAAAGUGGAAAAUAUUAUGAUAGAAUUGACUUGAUAUGAAUAUACACACCUUA
Paralichthys olivaceus (Japanese flounder) is the source of this 3062-nucleotide messenger RNA. Its product is annotated as adapter molecule crk-like. Gene Ontology annotation, molecular function: receptor tyrosine kinase binding; signaling adaptor activity. The record is from RefSeq and is a predicted model, not a curated record. Gene Ontology annotation, biological process: signal transduction; cell migration. Lineage: Eukaryota; Metazoa; Chordata; Actinopteri; Pleuronectiformes; Paralichthyidae.